GUACGAAUUGUGGUCUUGGCGUAUACGACAACUCUUAUAUUUCAGCGCAAAGUCCGUAUCAUUUAGAUCUUGUCUAUACGAAUCGUAUUCAACAGUUUCUCUUUUUUCAUUUAUAUUGAGACGGCUUUUUAGAAUUCUUAGUAUAAUGGCAGACGAAAAGAUCGCUGUGGUCGCUAGUGAGGGUGCCCAUGUGGAUCGCCUUUAUCCUGCUGUUGAUGCGGGCACCGGCGAAACUGCCAAACAGGAAGGAGCCCAAGCCAAGACAGUCCAUAACGCCGAGUUGUUCGCAGCUAUUUCAGAGACAAAGAUUAAGAAAUGGAGCAAGGCUACACUUCACCUAUACUUUUCUGUCUUCGUCGCAUUCUGUUGUGCUUGUGCCAACGGUUAUGAUGGUUCUCUAAUGACUGGAAUCAUUGCUAUGGACCAUUUCAAAUCAACGUUCGAUACUGAGUCCACAGGCACUAAGAUCGCCGUCAUGUACUCACUCUACACAGUUGGAUCGAUGGUCGCUGCUCCGGUUGCAGCAGUCCUGUCCGACAAAUUCGGACGGCGAAUCGCCAUGUUCUGCGGUGCAGUCGUGAUCAUCGUCGGUGCAGUUAUUGUAGCGACUUCCAACACCGUUGCCCAAUUCGUAGUGGGCAGGUUUAUUCUCGGUAUGGGUAUCCAGGUCAUGACGGUGGCCGCACCCGCAUAUGCCGUUGAGAUCUCGCCACCUCAUUGGCGUGGGCGAUGCACUGGUUUCUAUAACUGCGGUUGGUUCGGCGGCUCAAUCCCGGCGGCUGCCAUCACAUUCGGGUGUAACUCGAUCAACAAUAACUACCAGUGGAGAAUUCCACUUUUAUUGCAAUGCUUCGCAUCUGUCGUCGUGAUGGGUUCCGUUUUCUUCAUACCCGAGUCACCUCGAUGGCAGAUGGCGAACGGAAAAGAGGACGCCGCACUGGAUUUCCUGGUCAAAUACCACGGCAACAACAAUCCCAACUCGCGCCUGGUGCUCCUAGAGCUGGAGGAGAUGAGAGACGGUAUCCGACAGGAUGGAAUUGACAAGAGUUACGCCGACUAUCGGCCCUUAUUGUUCACUCACAGCGGACGCUGGCGAAUGGCACAAGUCCUCAUGAUUUCCAUCUUUGGCCAGUUCUCCGGUAACGGUCUGGGAUAUUUCAACACGGUCAUCUUCCAGCAGCUCGGUAUUGAGAGUUCCUCUCAACAGCUCGCCUACAAUUUGCUCAAUUCUAUCCUUUCUGCGAUCGGUGCUCUUGCGGCUGUGGCCUUGACUGAUACAAUGCCGCGUCGUAAAGUCUUGGUUAUUGGAACCUUUGUUUGUGCCUGCGCUCUUGCAACGAAUUCUGGACUUUCGGCUGCUCUCGACUCGCAGGGCGAAAAUGUUACUACCUCAUACGCCCAGGGUGCACUGGCCGCUUACUUUUUGUUCAACAUCAUCUUCUCGUUCACGUACACUCCUCUUCAGGCUGUCGUGGUGACGGAAGCGCUCGAAACCACUAUCCGAGCCAAGGGUCUCGCCGCCUCUGGCGUCAUCGUCAGCGCCAUGGGCUUCAUCAACCAGUUCGCAGGGCCUAUCGCGCUGCACAACAUCGGCUACCGGUACAUAUAUGUUUUCGUGGGCUGGGAUGUGAUCGAGUCGAUCGCAUGGUAUUUCUUUUGUGUCGAGGCGCAGGGCCGUACCCUCGAGCAACUGGAAUGGGUUUAUAGUCAGCCCAAUCCUGUCAAGGCAUCCCUAAAGGUCGACAAGGUCAUCGUACAGGCCGAUGGUAAAGUCACGGAGAAGGUGGCCGAUGGAUCGGAUGGCGAAGCCACAGCAUCGCAUGUAUAGAUGCAACGAUGGCCCACGUCAUCAGACUUGUAUGAGGCAAGACGACCAGACGUUAAUAAACAACGGUUUACGAUUAUUAUUAUUGCAGCAGUGUAAUAAGGUAGCUUUACGCAUCUACUCGCGGUUGAUUUAGUACGCUUGGUCCUACCUACCUCGUUAGUUAAUAGGUAAUUGCGUUAGUAACAUAUG
Molecule: messenger RNA, 2017 nt
Organism: Truncatella angustata
Lineage: Eukaryota; Fungi; Ascomycota; Sordariomycetes; Amphisphaeriales; Sporocadaceae
Product: lactose permease
Exons: 8
Coding region: 146-1828 (560 amino acids)
Biological process (GO): carbohydrate transport; transmembrane transport
Cellular component (GO): membrane
Molecular function (GO): carbohydrate:proton symporter activity
Source: RefSeq, a predicted model, not a curated record